Adineta steineri is the source of this 1128-nucleotide messenger RNA. The record is from the annotation of a GenBank genome assembly. NCBI's taxonomy places the organism in Eukaryota, Metazoa, Rotifera, Eurotatoria, Adinetida, Adinetidae.
AUGCUAUACUCAAUCAUUGUUGUGUUACUAUCGUUCAAUAGAUAUAUUGAUGCUAACCGACUUAUUGGUACUCAUAUAAUAUUUCGUCAUGGUGAACGAUCACCUAGUUAUCUAUAUCCAACGAAUCCUAAUAGUCCCGAUAUUUGGCGAAAUGGUCUUGGUCAAUUGACUAUUCGUGGACAAUUACAACACAUUUCUCUAGGACAAUAUAUUCGAGAACGUUAUUCAAACUUAAUUAAUUCUACAUAUGUAGCAUCUGAAAUUACGAUUCGAAGUUCAGAUUAUGAUCGAACACUUAUGUCUGCCUAUUCUAAUCUUGUUGGACUUUAUUCUUCAUCAGAAAAUAUUGAAUUACCAGAAGAUUUGACACUAGCAAAUAUGUGGCCGAAAACAUUACCAUGGCAACCCAUUCCUGUGCAUACUGUUCCAAGAUCUUUAGAUCAUUUAAUGGGUAUUAGUACUUGUGAUCGAUAUGAAGAAUUAGUUGAUGAAUUAAGACAAAGUUCAAGAAUUCAAAGUCUUAAUAGAGAAUUUCAAGAUUUAUUUGAUUAUCUUGAAAAACAUGCAAAUCAAUCUAUUGAAGAUAUAUUUAUUGCAUGGGAUAUUGCCGAUACAGUUCUUAUUGAAGAUAUUUAUAAUGUAACUCCUUCAUGGGUUACUCCAUCGAUUUUACAACAACUUCGUCAAUUAGAAGAUCUAUGUUUUUAUCAUCUUUUUUAUUCAUCAGAAAUUAAUCGAUUACGUGGUGGACCAUUACUACGUGAUAUUCUACAAAAUAUUGAAAAUUUAAUAACAAAUAAUGUAAACGGACGAAAAGCUAAAAUUUAUUCUGGUCAUGAUACAUCAAUAGCUCCUAUUCUUGCUUUUCUUGGUGUUAAUUAUGUUCAUCAACCACCAUUUGCUAGUGCAUUAUUUUUUGAUCUUUAUCAACAAGAUGAUCAAUCAUAUGCUAUUCAACUUCAAUAUUUAAAUAUGACAAAUGGUCGAAAUGCACAUAUUAUUCGAUUACCAGGAUGUUCAAAUGCAAUGUGUCCGUUAGAUACAUUUAUUCGAUUGUAUGAAAGUAAAUUACCGAAUGAUAUGAAUAAAGAAUGUCAAUCAUAUAGAAUCAAACGUAAAAAUGAAUAA